GCCGCUCCUUUCCCGUGAGGCGAAUCUGAGCCGCCGUCGCCCGACGACCCCGGUUCGAGUCCCCGCGUCGGACGCCAUGGCGGGCUCCGAGCCCGGGGCCCCGGGCCGGAGCGGCAGCGCCGCGCGCCUGGCCCCGCUGGGCCCCGAUCAGCUGCGGCAGGUCCUGGAGCAGGUGGCCCAGGCGCAGCCGCCGCCCUCCGUCCCGCGGGCCGCCCCGCAGUCGGGUCCCCGCGCCCAGCUCGCGCGCCCGCCGCGCCCGCUGCCGCCCCAGCAACUGGAAACCAUCUGUGUCACGGUAACGUCUGGAGAAACGAAAGGUCAGGAAGGGCCGAAGCCCCAGCUGGCCACCGUCCAUCCCAGGACAGCCCGGCCGAGCCAGCCGCCCGGGAGGCACUGCCGCGUGUUGGGGCUCAGCGUCGCCAGCCCUCGGCUGCCCAGGGCACAGCCCCUCCUGAGCGCCCGGCCGCAGCCUCCUGUCCAGGUGCUGCUCCAGAGGCCACUGCCCGCCCUCCGGCCGGUCCCUGCGGUGAGACUUGUGGCCCCCCAGGCGCCAAAUGGACUCGGCGCCACGUCGGCCCCUCAGUCAACCUCCGGCCAGCCAGCAGUAACAUCUGUUUCAUCCAGUUCAGCAAAUUUAUUUAUUUCCAACUUGCAUACAAAACACACUGAGAAACUAAAAAAACCUUUCAAAGUGAAAACACGUUCUGGGCGGAUAUCUCGACCUCCCAGGUAUAAAGCCAAAGAUUAUAAAUUCAUACGGAUGGAGGAUUUGGCCGACAGCCACCCGUCCGACUCGGACGAUUAUUCAGAGCUGAGUGUGGAAGAGGAGGAGGAGCAGCGGGACAAGCAGGCGCUCUUUGACUUGCCGAGCAGCUCCCUGAGGCCCAGAGCCUUCAGGUGUCAGACGUGUGGGAAGUCGUACAUAGGGAAGGGGGGACUGGCCCGGCACUUUAAACUCCAGCCGGGCCAUGGCCAGCCCCAGCCGGAGCCGUUGCUGUCUGAGGAAGCCAAGGGGAGCAUGGCCCGGGGCUGUGCGGAGGGCCCCACGCCCCCGGGAUCGUCCACACCAGCUCCUCUGAGUGCGGAAGGGGCCCCGUCAGCUCGGGGUGGCCCGCAGAACGGUCAGCCUAUGGAAGGGGAAGCGGCGCUGGUGACGGAACCAGCAGAUGGACGUUACUCAGCCCUUUGGGAAUCAGAGAGACACCCCGGACCUGAAAGGGGCUACGCCCCGGCCCCCGCGGGCCAGAGCCGAGCUGCCAGGAGCAGAGCCGGGCUCCAGGAGGUUCUGCAGCACUGUGGGCUCGAGGACCUCGUGGAGUUGGCUCUGCCCCGGCUGGCCCAGGCCGUGACCGUGUAUGAAUUUCUGCUGACGAAGGUUGAGAAAGGUCAUCUAGCACAGCCUUUGUUCCCAGCCGUGUACAAGGAGUUUGAAGAGUUGCAUCAGAUGGUUAAAAAAAUGUGUCAGGAUUACCUCCGUGGCCCCAGCCCACGAUCUCAGGAGCCCCUGGAAAUAAAGGAUCCAGAGACGGCGCCUCGCUGUACAGAGGGACUUCGCAGACUCAGAGGCAGGCUUUCAGUCCUUCACCUGUGCUCCUCAGGUGGCCGAGUCCUUGGGAAUCACGGAGGAAUUCCUGCGCAAGGAGGAAACACACACCGACGGCAUCCGACACGCGUGCCGUGGCCGGGAGGCCAGCCCGCCGAAGAGGGAGAACGAGACCGCAGGGGAGACACUGACUUCAGCGAAAAGGCCCAGAAGGGCAGCUCUGCCCCAGGAGCCCCCCGAGGCUUCCGCCUGCAGUGGCGGCCAGAGGACGUCCCCGGGCGGCCAGCAAGGGUGAGACGCUGUGUGGUUACGGCUGUGACUCAAGGGCCUGCUUUUCAGCCGGAGCCCCUAUGGCCACAUUUAAGAGAGCCCUGCCCUCCGGUUUCUCAAGAGCUUUAUCUCGGCUUCCCCAUGUUCUGUCGCUCAUAUGCGUCCCCAGGAAUCUCGAGGUCUUGGAGGUUUUCUUGGGUCCCGUGUUGAAAUGAAGAGCCGCCAUGUGGUGGUGGGUGAUGUGCCAGGAGGGGCCCAGGGCUCCCCCGAGUCUGGCUAGGCUUUCCGGAGACUGGGCUCCGAGUGCCCGCCGAGAUGUAGCACUUGCAAACAUGACGUAUUCUGGCUUUCAGUCCUGCCCUAGUUGGGCACCUUGAACCUGGGCAUUUUGAGAACCAUGGGAAACUCUCUUACAAGCCAGCUUCGCAGGGCCGCCCGCUGGUGCGGUCUGAUUUAAAGAGGCCUCUCCAUUCCUAACUCAUUGCUUAAUCCUGCAGGGGGGCGGGGCAGGUUUAUUCAUGAGAACAGGGAAAACUCUGACCCGCGGGACCCAGCUUCCCUGCCCACGGGGCUGCACUUCCUCCCGUGGCUCCGUCCGUCCGUCCGUCCUGGGAAGCUCCCGUCCAGGCAGCAGGAGUUUAUGUUUUCCUUUUGCUGCACAUGCGCGUGGCAGCCUGUUUGGACAAUGAGUGCAGCGCACAGGCCAUGACACAGCACGUGGGUGACUUCCUGUUUCCCUCGCCGUAAGGUUUGCCCCUGGAGUCAAUGGGACCGCCUGUCCCUGGCGUGAGGAAGGCCAGACCACACCGAGAUCUGCGGGCGACAGCAGCACGGGCUGGGCCAGCAGCUGAGAGCGCUUGCCGGGGUAGCAGCCAGGAGCCUGUGUGGGGCCCCCCCUUGCGUGGGAUGUCAGUGGGCCGGGCCUUCACGCUCAGCCCGGACAGCCCAGCCGGGGGUGCUGACCCGGAGCCGGCCGCAGCGAGCCCCACCGAGGGUGCGCAGGGACCCUCUUCAGACCUGGGUGGCGGGGACUCCGCGGCGGCUGCAUGUCCGCGGGAGGGGUGCGUCCCUGCUGCCUGGCGGGGCUGGAGCCCCGGAGUGCCGGUGAGGCCCUGCUCACGCGGCUGCGGUCCCUCCGCCGGAGAAAGUCUUGUCCCUGCAGCCCGUGUCCCAGCCGGGCCUCCGCUGUCUGCUCCGUGGGUCUCGGGCCCCGUGCGCGCAUGGACCAGUCGCCCUUCGGACCCGGCCACACACUGACCAGAGGGAACCGGAGAGCGUCGUCGCCGAGGGUGAGGCCGUGGCUUUGAGAUCACCAGCGGGUGCCAGGAGCUGUUGUCUUCCCACGUGACUGUCCUGGCCCCUCCGGGCGCCGUAGUGUCUGGGAGGCGGGCAUUGUCCACCGGCCCUGAGCGGAGCGGCCUGCCCUGCAGCCGG
Messenger RNA from Myotis myotis, 3247 nucleotides. It is a transcript of the gene ZNF839, whose product is annotated as zinc finger protein 839. The record is from RefSeq and is a predicted model, not a curated record. The transcript has 7 exons. Bases 77 to 2023 code for a protein of 648 amino acids. NCBI's taxonomy places the organism in Eukaryota, Metazoa, Chordata, Mammalia, Chiroptera, Vespertilionidae.